Messenger RNA from Aspergillus vadensis CBS 113365, 795 nucleotides. RefSeq lists its product as uncharacterized. The record is from RefSeq and is a predicted model, not a curated record. Lineage: Eukaryota; Fungi; Ascomycota; Eurotiomycetes; Eurotiales; Aspergillaceae. The transcript has 2 exons. The coding region runs from base 127 to 714 and encodes 195 amino acids.
CUGACUGACUGACAACCAUCCGCGCCCGAACCCCAACCCAAUUCUUUCCUUCCCCCCAGUCAAUCAAUCAAAAACGUUCAUGCUGCCAGCAAUCCCCAUUCGUCCCAAUCCACCCCUCCCCUGAAGAUGAUGAUGGAUUUUCAGAAACACCAUCCUCAUCAUCCAUACCAUACGCACCCGUCCAUGUUGGGCGUCGUCGCCCACGACCCUCGUGCUGCGCCCCCCGCGCCGCCAGCUCGCGCCUACGGGCCUCCACCACCAUCACACCCUUCCUCACCACGCAUGUUUUAUGACCAUUUCCAUCGCCGCGAGCCCGAGAUGCCUCGAUCCGGUAUCACCCCAACCUACAGUUACCCGCCCUCCUCGGUCCCUACCUCCGUGCCCCCCGUCUCAUACGCCCAUGAGAACGCCUAUGCGGCAUAUCGAACAGAGAGCAAUGGGUAUCACACAUCAGCAGCGAGCCAUGUCUCGCUGAAAGAGCAGAGUCUUCCCGGGGGCAAUCGAGAGCCUGAACAUCGUCCAGACCCUCAUUACCCGGUUAGUCACAUCAACAAGCCCGAACGUCGGGUGGUAUAUCGUGAAGCUCCCUUCUCCCCCUUUGCAUGCGACAUGAAUCCUCCCCCGUCGCAUGACCAGGGUCGCCGGAGGUCCUUGGGCAGCAGUGGCAGUCCCGCGUUCCCUGGUGAGUCGCAGAUCGUUGGACUCGCGCAAUAAUUCCCUGAUGUCCAUGCUAUCUUGCUUGCUGCAACCACACUUGUUCUCUCUUGCAGUGUAUCUGUUGUUUAUGCUGAUCGG